Solea senegalensis (Senegalese sole) is the source of this 4619-nucleotide messenger RNA. RefSeq names its product SH3 and PX domain-containing protein 2A-like. The transcript has 14 exons. Gene Ontology annotation, biological process: superoxide anion generation. Lineage: Eukaryota; Metazoa; Chordata; Actinopteri; Pleuronectiformes; Soleidae. The record is from RefSeq and is a predicted model, not a curated record. The coding region runs from base 322 to 3624 and encodes 1100 amino acids. Gene Ontology annotation, molecular function: superoxide-generating NADPH oxidase activator activity; protein binding; phosphatidylinositol binding.
CAGCCCACAGGGAGGAGGAGGAGGAGGAGGAGGAGAAGACGAACAACUACUUUUAUCGCGCUGUCAUGUUGUUAAAGCAGUUCAGAAGCCCACAGACCGACUGACACUAACAUUUCAUGGGUACAUUUUAAAGCCUGAGCGCGGAGAGAAAACUACUCCACCACCACCUUCUGAGCGCGUCCUCCAACUUUGCUCCCCAGCGUCCUCUCAAGGCUCCUGCUCAUUUUCCUACGGUGCUUGACGCCCAAAUAUCGUAGUUUUCAUGGGUAAACUCCUUUCGCCCCCGUUGUAGAAACUUCUCUUGGUGCAAAUUUGGUCAAGAUGCAGCUUCGUACGGUUCUGGACGUUAAUGUUGUGGAUGUGCAGAAGAGAAGGAAUCCAUCCAAACACUAUGUGUACCUCAUCAAUGUCACUUACUCCGACUCCACUUCCCACGUCAUCUACAGGAGAUACAGCAAAUUCUUCGACCUGCAGAUGCGAAUCCUUGAUAAGUUCCCCAUUGAAGGAGGACAGAAGGACCCCAAAAAGAGGAUUAUCCCUUUUUUGCCAGGUAAAGUCCUGUUUCGCCGAAGUCACAUCAGAGACGUCGCCGUCAGAAGACUCAAGCACCUGGAUAAUUACUGCAAAGCUCUGAUGAAGCUUCCCUCCAACAUUUCCCAAAGCGAUGAGGUCCUGAAGUUCUUUGAGACCAAUUCCGAGGAUCUUAACCCUCCCACUGAAGACUGUGGAAGUUCUGGGAAGCGUAAAUCAGGUCUGGACGCCUCGGACCCCAUGCUUCUGGAACAGUACGUGGUGGUGGCCAAUUACGAGAAACAAGAGCCUGCAGAAAUCAGCCUUCAAGCGGGGGAGGUGGUCGAUGUCAUUGAGAAGAGUGAGAGUGGUUGGUGGUUUGUCAGCACUGCAGAGGAACAAGGUUGGGUCCCCGCAACCUACCUUAACACCCACAGUGGGACGAGGGAUGACUCGGAGGUUGGCGCCUCUAAAGUUGGGGAAGUUACUAAGCGGCAUAAAGCUCAUCUGAAGAGGCUGGACCGGAGAUGGACGUUGGGAGGUGUCAUCAGCCGGCAGCAGAGCCGAGAAGAGAAGUACGUUACAGUGCAGCCGUAUUCCAGCCAAGGCAAGGACGAAAUUGCUUUUGAGAAAGAAGUUAUUGUGGAAGUGAUUCAGAAGAACCUGGAGGGAUGGUGGUUUAUCAGGUACCAGGAUAAAGAGGGCUGGGCUCCGGCUUCUUACCUGAAGAAGGUGAAGGACGACUUAUCUCCACGCAAGAAGACCGUUACUGGCCCAGUGGAGAUAAUCGGAAACAUCAUGGAGAUCAGUAACCUCCUCAACAAGAAGGCCUCCAGUGAGAAGGACGUGCAGACUGAAGGUGUUCCAGAGAGCCCCCAGGUGGCCAGGAAGGAGAUCAGCCUGCCGAUCCCCUGCGCUGACUCCAGUCCACUUAAUUCCCCGCAGGAUGUUAAGAGUAAAGCAGAGCCCGCUUCGCCGGCGAUAGCCCGCAUCGCUCCUCAUCGGGUGGAAAUUGGUUCCCCUGUUCUCAGACAGAAACCUCCUCCUCGUAGAGACGCAACCCUGGGAUUUCAGCUGCCCUCCCCACCAGAGCCACCUACAGUUGAAGCAGAGUAUUACACCAUUGCAGACUUUCAGUCCUGCAUCUCUGAUGGUAUCAGUUUCAAUGGAGGACAGAAGGCAGAGGUCAUCGAGAAGAACUCUGGUGGUUGGUGGUAUGUCCACAUAGGAGAGAAGGAGGGCUGGGCUCCCUGUUCCUACAUUGAUAAGCGUAAAAAGCCUAAUCUUAAUCGCAGAACAAGCACUCUGUGUCGCCCUAAAGUUCCACCCCCAGCUCCACCUGUAAAAAAGCAAGACUCGGCAGAGACUGCUCCUUCCAGCAGCCCCAGCAGCCCCGGGUCUGAAGCUCCAGAGUCACCCGUGUCUCCCGGAAGGCCGGUGUAUGAAGAGCCAGAAUAUGAUGUCCCUGCCAUUGGAGAUCUGGACCUGGAGUCUGAGUUUGAGUUUUUGAGAGGAGAAGGUUCCUUGGUGGACCCAAAGAAUGAGGACACGUCCUCGGAGAAGGGUUCCCAUCUGUCCUCUAAGCCCUCGCCUGCGUCAUCGCUCCACAGUGCUUCAUUCAAGCUGGGUGAGUCAUUUGAAGAUGGCCACGAGGCAGAGGGAGAGGAAGAGUGUAUCUAUGAGAAUGAUGGCUUCCGGCCCUUCAGAGAAACCCCGGAGAGGCAGUGCAGCAGGGACUCCAAUUCGUCCAAGACAAGUGCUUUGACAGAAACUGGCAAGACUGCAAACUUGACCUCGGCGGGACGGAAACGUGCAGGGAACAAGCUCAAGAUUGACUUGAAUGGCAGCCCGUUUUCAUCCAAAGCUGAGGAGGCCUCUGGUCCGAAAUCUGCCUCCUCUGAAUCCACCCCAGAUCUUUCCAGAUUGCAGAAAGAACAAGAGGAAAGUAAGGUGUCCUCUCACACCAAAUCCUCCUCCAAACCAAAGCCAGUGGUGAGGCCUAAACCACAGAUAACCAAAGCCUCCAGUGCUGAGAAGAUGGACAUCAGCUCCUUGAGAAGACAGCUGCGGCCAACAGGGCAGCUGAAGAAUGGCACCAAAACUAAAGGGGAGGACUCUGAGACAGCUUCAGUCAUCUCCUCUGAGGACUCCUUCUCUUCUCAGAGCACAUCCGAUCUCUCCUCCAUCUACUCCAAAGGCAGCCGCGGAGACUCUGACUUGGAAGGCGGGUGCAGCCUGUAUCGUACCACAGAUCCCUAUGAGAAAGUCCUAGAGUCUGAGCUCAGUUUCCCUGCUGGAGUCGAGGUGGAAGUGGUCGAGAAGCAGGAGAGUGGUUGGUGGUAUGUCCGCUGGGGAGAUACCGAGGGUUGGGCUCCAACUUACUUCCUGGAGCCUGCCAGGCAACAAGAUGACAUGGCAGGGUCCGAGUCUGAUGGAACCCCAACUAAACCUGGAAGCCUCAGUAAGUCCAACAGUCUGGAGAAGAAUGAACAAAGGGUGCAGGCAUUAAAUAACAUUAACCAAAACCUGAAGAAGGUCACCCCACCCAUUCCCUCAAAACCUCCAGGUGGCCUCUCCAAACCUACCGGCUUGUUCAGCUCACGGAAACAGAACAACACCAAACAGCAGCAGGUUGUCAGACCUCAGUCUGUUUUUAUAUCAGCCCCGAUCAGGGACGGUCCCAGCCCUGUUGGCUCUCUCAGGAGAAACGAGUCCCUCAACUCCACAGACCAUCCUCGCGCCAGCCCCACUGUGCGGCGCAACGCCUCCUUUGGCACCGUGCCACGUAGCCUGGUGUCAAACAACUUUGCGUUGCCCAACAGGAACAGAUCUGGUACGGGCAGCGCUGAGUCCCUCGGCCAAAGCUCUCCGAAGAACGCUCUCCCUGUGUCCACAGUGAGGCCCAAGCCCCACAUCAUCCAUAACAACCUGAGAGAGGUGUACGUCUCCAUAGCGGAUUAUCAUGGCGACGAGGAGACCAUGGGAUUUCCCGAGGGGACAAGUCUGGAGGUCCUGGAGAGGAACCCCAAUGGGUGGUGGUACUGCAAGGUGCUGGACAAUGGCAGACCGAGGAAAGGAUGGGUCCCGUCAAAUUACCUCGAGAGAAAGCACUAGCAUCCGAGCGUGGAGGCGGCAGAACUCUUUAACACGCGUGUAAAGACUACUCACAGAGAUGCAUUUAUUUUGUGAAAAUGGCUAACCCCUUUGAUGUUAAAUAAGGACUGACUGAUAUCUUACCCCGGUACCUUUGCCAAAAUAAGCAACAACCGAUCAAAUUGUGACUGAAAAUGACAACGAGAGAUCUGGUGAAAUGAGUCGUCGCCAUACACUGCAGGGUAUCGAGGACUCAGAUGACCCAGACAGAGCGGACACCAGAAUGAGUUUGUGCUAUUUCUCUGUAGUUACCGUUAACUUGAAAUAAGAUGUAGUUUUGUGUCCACUCAUUGAACCUUUUUGUUUUUUUUGUAAGUUUAUAAUGUAUUGUUUUAAAAAGCAUUUAAAGCUUGUUUGCAUGUUUGAAAUGAUUCAUUAUACUGACGACGCCUUGAGCUGUUGAAAUUAAAGUGUUUUUCUACUCCUUCAUUUGACAGAAACUCUGCCUAAGCUGCUUUGUUAGUCUCAUUUUGGUGCUCUCUGCAUGUUUUUUUAUAUCUCUUUAUACUGUAUGUCGCCUUUAUGUGAAAUAUUCUACCCAUUUCAUUGUGUAAUAAUGUCCUUGUGAAACAAUUUGUGAGCAUUUACCUAAAUUGGAAAAGAGUCAAGAGAAGGUUUUUUUGCUGGCUUAUUAUCUAAAAAACGAACUUCCCUCACAUCAGCGAAGAUCAUAUUUAUUCAUUUCAUUAAUAUUGUUUUAUUAUUACUUUUUUUUAUUUUGUACCGUUUCAAAAAAAAAAAAAAUGAAAACAGCGCUAACAUUUCCAAGAACUGCUCUGUUAAAUGUAACUUCCUUUGUUUUUUGAAUUUCUGCUGGGCAGUAAAUUUGACAUCAGUCUUCAGCGGCAGUGUUACUGCGAUGCUCACGUUUGUUUCACGUGAACUGUGUUGACCAGUGACGAUAAACUGAAGUGCCAAAAAAAACGAAUGAACCAAAUAAAUGCACUUUUGAAUAA